Messenger RNA from Coccinella septempunctata (seven-spotted ladybird), 564 nucleotides. RefSeq lists its product as uncharacterized. Bases 25 to 564 code for a protein of 179 amino acids. The record is from RefSeq and is a predicted model, not a curated record. The transcript has 4 exons. NCBI's taxonomy places the organism in Eukaryota, Metazoa, Arthropoda, Insecta, Coleoptera, Coccinellidae.
GUGUCCCUAAGGUGCAAAUACAUUAUGACAGAUGAUGACAUAAAAUAUUUUAAUGCUUGGUGCGAAGCAAUGGAUGAUGUUGAAAAGCCAAGACGCUUACUCUGCACUUGGCAUGUCAUCAAAAACUGGAAUAUUCAAGAAAGGAAUAAAUUGAAGAAACCGGAUAAUAAGAAAGGAAUGAAACUAAGAAUGAGAAAUAUCUUGAAAGAGACCAGUAUUUCAAAAUUUCUAGAAUUGAAAGAUGAAUAUUUUAAAUAUCUUGAAGAAGAAAAUGAACUGGAUUUCUUGAAAUACUUACAGAAUCAUUAUUUCCAGUGCAAUGAGAGAAUUAUGAUGUGGGCCCACUGCCACAGAAUAAAUGUAGGAAUAAAUACCAAUAUGGCUAUUGAGAGCCUACAUAAAGUACUUAAAUAUAAUAAAAUGAAGGGACAUCAAAAUUUACGAAUCGAGAAGUUAUUAGACUUAUUAGAAGACCUUGUUAAUGAAAAAAUGUGGAGAAGAGUCAUCGAGUCUGAAAGGUCAAAUGUUAAUUUCUACCAAUCUAGAAGAAAGUUGUCUGUCUAG